AUGGCUCCCACUCUGCUCCGCCUGCUGGCCCUGGCCUUAGCCUUAUGCCAGGGGAGCUGCACGGAAGCCCAGCUGGAUGAACUGAUCAGACUGCACACUUUUACCCACGGGCUGGCCAACUUCAGCAGCUACGGUUGUCACUGUGGCCCUGGCACUCAGGGUGCCCCCAUGGACAAGAUUGACAAGUGCUGCCACAGCCAUGACUGUUGUUACAAUAAAGCCCAGGUGUUUGGCUGCACCCCUGGCUCCCACACCUACAGAUACCUUAACCUGGGGACCAAGGUGAAGUGCGGGUAUGCCGUGCUGAACCAGACCCUGCCCUCUAUCCAGUUUAUUUUCCAUAAAGAGGUGAAGACUCGGGACCGAUGCGAGAAAAUGAUGUGCGAGUGUGAUAACAAGAUGGCCAAAUGUUUCCGCAAAUACCUGCCCAUGUAUAACCCUCAGCUCCAGAGCCUCCCAGAAGCCCCCUGCUACGGCAUCCGGCCCUUCUGCUGA
Messenger RNA from Sarcophilus harrisii (Tasmanian devil), 495 nucleotides. RefSeq names its product phospholipase A2 homolog otoconin-22-like. Bases 1 to 495 code for a protein of 164 amino acids. The transcript has 5 exons. The record is from RefSeq and is a predicted model, not a curated record. Lineage: Eukaryota; Metazoa; Chordata; Mammalia; Dasyuromorphia; Dasyuridae. Gene Ontology annotation, biological process: arachidonate secretion; lipid catabolic process; phospholipid metabolic process. Gene Ontology annotation, molecular function: phospholipid binding; calcium ion binding.